Hyposmocoma kahamanoa is the source of this 2877-nucleotide messenger RNA. It is a transcript of the gene aln, whose product is annotated as protein FAM69C. The transcript is spliced from 4 exons. NCBI's taxonomy places the organism in Eukaryota, Metazoa, Arthropoda, Insecta, Lepidoptera, Cosmopterigidae. The record is from RefSeq and is a predicted model, not a curated record. The coding region runs from base 457 to 1659 and encodes 400 amino acids.
AAAGCCGAGCAGUUGAUACUUUCACGCCACAACUUGCCACUCGCCAAGGUGAAAAUUCUUGGUAUUGUCGUAAAAAUUACGUAACUUCAACAAGAAUAAAUCGGCGGGACAAAAAGUUUUCGUGUCUUAAGUAAUGUAUAACCAAAAGUAUUAUAAGAAUACUAUAAAUUGGGUACAAAAAUACACCAAAUUAUGCAAUAGUGUUGGAAACAGUCACCACAAUAACCUAAGAAAUUUACAGAUUAUGAAAAUUCAGAAAAAACUGAGUUUAUUUGCCCCUUGACUUGAUGUGCAGUGUGCCUCGUGAAGAGGUAUAACACACAAACAAGGAAACUGUGAUAUGAAUGAAACAGAAACGAAACACAUCUUUUACUAGGCUAUGGAUUAAAACUGUUGUUUUAGGAAGAGCUACCAAAUCUUUUCUCACAACCUACAUUUGUUUAUAAAAAUAAUGCAAUGAAGCAGCUGGACUAUAUACAUUUAAGGGCAAGUGUCCAUUUGAUCAAGAUCUUAAAGCGCAAGUCAACAUUGGUCCUGAUUGGUGGCUUUUUUCUUAUUGUCUUCUUCAGACGGAAAUUGGUGUGUACCAAUGUAGAACCAUUAUUGCAUAUUAAUUCUGUGUGCACUAGCUUUUGGAAUGGAGUAGCAGCAGGGAACUUAUGCAAUGAAUUAUGCCAGCCAGAGAUUGUACCUUCACUUGCAUGUCAUAACUAUUAUGAAAAAUCAACAGUGUUUUCAGUACAAUGGAAUCAUACUAACAUAGUUUUUAAGUCGGCAAAGAAAUCAAGUCAAACUGAAAUCCAGAAUUGGCCCUAUACUGGUGGAAAUUUCUAUCAAUCUGAAAAUUAUUACACAAAUUUGAUAAAGACUGCUGUCAAAUUAAAAUUUAACAUUUCUAUAACUAAUGUUGAAGCUAUAAAGCUGUUAUAUCUUUAUUUUGGUUUCAAAUGGCCGCAUAAAAGUAGAGAGAUAGAAAAUGUCAGAACUUUAAUAGAAGACAAUGAAUAUUUAGCCCUUAUUUUGUAUCAGAGAUUUGAUGUGUUCCCAAAGUUAGUGGGAACAUGUGGCACUUUGUAUGCUGUACAGAAACUGAACACUGUUUCAGGAUUUUGGCAUCUAAUGACAUUGUAUGAUAGUCAUGUUGAAUGGAUUAAGAGAAUUAAAAUAGCAAUUAAAAUAAUAGAAUUUUUAGCACGUUUAGAAAGUGGUCUUCCAGAGGCUUUGUUGAUUUGCAAUGUUAAGAUGAACCAUUUUGGUAUGACAGAUGACUUUAAGAAAGUUAUGUACCUAGAUUUAGAUUCAGUUCACCCUGUAAGUAUAGCUGGUCAGAUUACAGGUGAUGGAUCAGAAUGUAAAAGUCAUAGUGAUUGUGAUUUUAUGAAUUGUCGGUCAUUUUGUAAUUUGAUCACUCUGAAAUGUCAACAUGGUGUGGUUAAUAACAAUUUACAGAUUGUUUGUGAACGAAUAUUUUUAGGCUGGGUUAUGUCAGGGAAGGUUAUGGUGCCUGGAUUACUAAUGGGACCACAUACUCCACAUGUACUUAUAGAGUUACUUGAAGAGUGCGCUAAUCCAGCUGGUGAAAUUGGGACGCCAAGAGCGCCAGCAACAAAAGAAGUUGGAAAAAGGCUCCAUGACUUAUUAGUACACAUUACUUAUUAGUUUAACGCCUUAGUUCCCAAAGUUGUCCAUGUGGACUCCCAGGGGUCCACGGGAGACUCAACGGGGGUCUGCAUUGGCGUUACAAAAAAUGGGGGUGCAAAAUUCGUAAGCGGGGGUCCACGCAAAAUUAUCUGCUUUCGUUAGUGAAGAACUAAAAUGUUGGCUUGACUUCACCUAUCAAUGCAGGCAGAUAAUGUUUUAAGAAGCUCAGCGACUGUUACUUGUAAAAACUUGCAUAUUCCAUAUUCAGUACAACGUGUCUUUUUGUCUUUUUUUGAUGUCCACUCACAGCACAAUCAAUAAUUAAAUUCUCAUGUGUCGAAAACUAUUAAUUUGUGGUUGGAACUCAGCAAUUUGCGUUGCAAAUUUUCAUAGUUAGAUCUAAUCUUCACAUUUUUUGUCGAGUUUUGAGAAUAUGGUAGAAAUGAAGCUGCAGGGGGUCCACCGGAACCAGCUAAAUUUUGAAAGCGGUCUAUGAGAAAAAAUGUCUGGAAACUUCUGGUUUAACUAGAAAAACACUUCAAAUUAUGACUUUAAUGCACUGCCUGUGAUAUAUUUUGCUGUGAUCUCAAAAAGUUCUGGUACCUACUAAUGUAAACAAAACUUUGCUGUUAAACUAGGUUUAUGUAAAAUAAAGUUCUCUAAUUUAUUUCUUGUCUGCAGGAAAAGUGACUAUUUCAAGCUGUCAUUGUUCCUUGAAUUUAUACAAAAUAUUUUUAUUUCCAUACAAGACAGGUAUUUACAAUGCAAUGUAAUUUUGCAUGUUUUGUAUUAGUCCCUACAAAUUUUUGAAAAAAUUCAAGAAGUGCUGACCAGUAUGGGUUGUAUUUUUAGAAUUAAAUCACAAUGAAAUAGUGGUUAGAAAAGUAUUGGUAGUAAGAGCGACACUCUAUGUGAGUAAUGCCAAAAGUUUGCCAGAGGUCGACGAAGAUUGGCAGUGAAGCCGUCGCGUCGCGCGGCAAGCACGGCGCAUGCGCGACGAUGAUGAGCGACCUUCCUGCGUCCUUUCCUCCAGCCAGUUGAAUCGACGGUUCGUAACGCUUCACCAUUCAUGUAAACACAAGGAAUCGGACUUCACUCUCGUUUGCUGUUUACCAAUAUCUCGGAACUUUCAAACAACAAUACGUGUAGUGUUAUGACGUGAUCUCAUUUCAUGGGAUUUUGAUACACCGGCCUAUUACAAGGAUCUCGUGGCUGCUAUCCUUCACUCUUCAUACU